This is a messenger RNA of Aureobasidium melanogenum CBS 110374, 261 nucleotides long. RefSeq lists its product as uncharacterized. The transcript has a single exon. The annotation marks the transcript as partial. The record is from RefSeq and is a predicted model, not a curated record. NCBI's taxonomy places the organism in Eukaryota, Fungi, Ascomycota, Dothideomycetes, Dothideales, Saccotheciaceae.
CCACGCCAAAUGUCCUGCCGUCAAGCCUUUGAUCAAGCCUUCUACUGCCAAUCGCUAGGCGGCAAGUUCAACGACAUUUACCGCUAUGGUGAGCUGCGCAGCUGCUCUGACAACUGGAACGCCUUUUGGUUCUGCAUGCGAAUCAAGACGUUACCUGAUCGCGAGCGCGAAGAGCGAAUCAAGGAGUUUUACAAGGCGAGGGAUGAACAGAACAAGGCUGAGAGGGGCAGCUCGGAAAAGAUCUGGGACUUGAGGACUGAA